UCUCUUUGGAUAUACUGUAUACAUUCAGAACAUACAUGUUCAUUUAAGUGAGUUUUACUGCUCUGUUCUGUUAAAAUAAGCUCUGAGUUUUACAUCCAGGUUACACAGCACUAAGACUGGUGAAUGGAUUAGACUCUUGUUCUGGUCAAGUGGAGCUUCAGUUUCUUAAUGAGUGGGGCACAGUAUGUGGUGCAUGCUGGGACAUGAGAGCUUCAAGUGUCCUCUGUAGACAGCUGAAUUGUGGGAUUGCUGUGUCUGUUGUGGGAGUGGACUGGUUUGGAGAGGGAAGUGGUGAAAUCUGGGCUGAUGUGUUUGAUUGUCAGGGGAAUGAAACACAACUCUCACAAUGUCCCAUCUCUUCAUGGAGUCGAGCUGAACGCUCUCAUGCACAAGAUGUUGGAGUCAUCUGCUCUAAUUCGUCUCUGGCUCUUCAUGAUGGGCGAGUACGUUUGUCUGGAGAGAGGGAAUGUGAGGGGGAGGUGGAAGUUUACAUCCAUCAGGUCUGGAGGAGAGUUCUGCUGGACUCCUGGAGUCUCACUGAAUCCUCUGUGGUCUGCAGACAACUGGGCUGUGGCUCUGUGCUGAACUUCUAUGGCUCCUCUUCAUCCAGUCCUGAACACAGUCAUGAUUGUGUGAUGGGCUUCCAGUGCUCUGGGAGUGAAGCUCAUCUGGGGAACUGCAGCUCUCCACAAACUCUCAACUGUAGCUCCACACAACAGCUGUCAAUCACCUGCCAUGGUCAUGAGUCCAUCAGGCUGGUGGGUUCAGGAGGAGACUGUGCAGGGAGGCUGGAGGUUUUACACAAUGGCUCAUGGGGGACAGUGUGUGAUGACUCCUGGGAUAUUAAAGAUGCCCAUGUGGUGUGCAGGCAGCUGCAGUGUGGAGUGGCCCUCAAUAACCAGCAGGUACCAGCCUGGUUUGGUCCUGGGUCUGGACCCAUAUGGCUAGAUGAGGUGAACUGUGAGGGGAAUGAGACGUCCCUGUGGAACUGCUCUUCUCAGGUCUGGGGAAAACAUGACUGUCAACAUAAGGAGGAUGUAGGAGUCAUGUGCUCAGAUGGACAGAGACACAGCGAGUCUGAUCUGUCAAGAGCUGAACUGUGGAAGAUCUGGUGUUGAGUCUGGUUCUUCAUCAAGAGUAAAAUCAGCUCGUAACUGGCUAGAUGAAGUGAAAUGUCGACCACAUGACUCAAAUCUGUGGCAGUGUCCAUCAUCACCUUGGGGAAAGAAUGACUGUGGUGAAGAUGAA
This is a messenger RNA of Myxocyprinus asiaticus (Chinese sucker), 1248 nucleotides long. Its product is annotated as scavenger receptor cysteine-rich type 1 protein M130. Lineage: Eukaryota; Metazoa; Chordata; Actinopteri; Cypriniformes; Catostomidae. The transcript is spliced from 4 exons. The record is from RefSeq and is a predicted model, not a curated record. Bases 204 to 1118 code for a protein of 304 amino acids. Gene Ontology annotation, cellular component: membrane.